Messenger RNA from Carcharodon carcharias (great white shark), 2619 nucleotides. RefSeq names its product cytohesin 1b (gene cyth1b). NCBI's taxonomy places the organism in Eukaryota, Metazoa, Chordata, Chondrichthyes, Lamniformes, Lamnidae. The transcript has 13 exons. Bases 623 to 1642 code for a protein of 339 amino acids. The record is from RefSeq and is a predicted model, not a curated record. Gene Ontology annotation, biological process: regulation of ARF protein signal transduction. Gene Ontology annotation, molecular function: guanyl-nucleotide exchange factor activity.
CACUGGGGAAACACACUGAGAGUGCGGCAUCAGCACCUUUUGCAGCCUUCUAAACGGGACUUAGCUGGAAACCUUUGUCUUCACGUUGCUGGGUGCAUCAUUUCUAUCUGAUAAUUCCAACUGAAGGAUUAAUAGUUUACUGACAGCAGCUACUGGCCUUCACAACACUGUCCAAGGGUAUGCCUGUGGACUGAAGAAGGACAACAUUAGGAUUACAAAGGCAUUUGUAAUAGAGGUGACGACCCUAUUUAACAAAAUAACAUUUGGUAAAAUGCUCUGCAUUUUGUUGAACAUGUAGAACAAGAUAUUAGUAUUAUAUUUUGUUGGAAAUCUAUUUUAAUCUUGGGGAUUUGUCUGGACUCUGCUGUCUCAAAAAUCCAAUCGUUUGUGAUGAUGUUGCUGUGCAUACUGAAGACUGUCAGCUAGUGGAGAGGAGCACUGUCAGAGCCCUACACAAAUAUAACCAGUGCCCGCAGACCUGACUCCAGAAGAGGAGAUAGAGCUAGAAAGCAUUCGACAGCGCAAACAGGACCUCCUGGCUGACAUACAGCGGUUGAAGGAUGAGAUAGCAGAGGUUACGAAUGAGAUUGAAAACCUGGGUUCCACAGAAGAACGAAAAAAUAUGCAACGGAAUAAACAAGUGGCUAUGGGCCGAAAAAAAUUCAAUAUGGACCCUAAGAAGGGGAUUCAGUUCCUAAUUGAGAAUGAACUUUUAAAGAACACAAGAGAAGAUAUCGCCCAGUUUCUGUACAAAGGAGAGGGACUAAACAAGACUGCAAUUGGGGAUUACCUAGGAGAGAGGGAUGAAUUCAACAUCAGGGUUCUUCAUGCCUUUGUGGAGCUUCAUGAAUUCACAGACUUAAAUCUGGUGCAGGCAUUGCGACAGUUCUUGUGGAGCUUCCGGUUACCUGGAGAGGCACAGAAAAUUGACCGAAUGAUGGAAGCUUUUGCACAGCGAUACUGUCAGUGCAACCCUGGAGUCUUUCAAUCCACUGAUACAUGCUACGUGUUAUCUUUUGCUAUUAUUAUGUUGAAUACCAGUCUACACAAUCCAAACGUUAAGGAUAAACCCAGUGUGGAGAGGUUCAUUCUUAUGAAUAGAGGAAUAAAUGAUGGUGGUGACUUACCUGAAGAACUCCUACGAAAUCUGUAUGAAAGUAUUAAGAAUGAACCCUUCAAAAUUCCAGAAGAUGAUGGCAAUGACCUGACCCAUACAUUUUUCAACCCGGAUAGAGAGGGCUGGCUCCUCAAGUUAGGAGGUGGAAGAGUGAAAACAUGGAAGCGACGUUGGUUUAUUCUGACUGACAACUGCUUGUACUACUUUGAAUACACCACGGACAAAGAACCUAGAGGAAUUAUUCCACUUGAAAACCUCAGCAUCCGUGAAGUAGAGGACUCCAAAAAGCCAAAUUGCUUUGAGCUCUAUAUUCCAGAUAACAAAGACCAGUUUAUCAAAGCCUGCAAGACUGAGGCUGAUGGGCGAGUGGUAGAAGGAAGUCACACAGUUUACAGGAUAUCUGCACCAACUCCAGAGGAAAAAGAUGAAUGGAUAAAGUGCAUCAAGGCUGCAAUCAGCAGAGACCCUUUUUAUGAAAUGCUGGCAGCAAGAAAGAAGAAAGUUUCCUCAACUAAGAAGCAUUAAAAUGAUGGCCUCUCGUGCAGCUUGAUCAAAUAUCUAACAUGGGUCAUGUGACCUAAGGAAGUCUGUUUUCAAGUGUCAAUAACCACAGUGCAUUCUGAGGCUGACUAUGUGCUUGUGCUGGAGAUAAGUGCUGAAAGUUAGAAGGUUCUUAUGACCUUCUGUUACUUGCUCCUCAACUAAUGAGGAAAUAGUUUUUACUCAGCAAUCUCUCAAUAUUUCCCUCUACACAGCUGGUCUGUUUGUGGAGUCCAGGGCUUCUACUUUACCUCCUCAAAGCUUUAUAUUUCUUAAGAAUCUCUUGAUUUAACAUUUUUUUGUUGCAAGGGGCCUAUGAUUCUAUCAGCCAUAUACAAAGGACUGUCAUCACUGAAGAUCCAUGUCAACUCUUGUGAAAUAGGUAGAAAGCCAUGAAAAAUGGCCAUCUCUGAAAGUUGGUGAGGUCAGAGUUUUAAUGCUUCAAGUGCCAAUGGACAGCUUGAUUGGAAUUAGGUACUGCGACUAUGAUUGAUGAUAUGUUUGGAAGAUGAGGGUAUCCAAUCGGUCCAGUUUUAUGGAGAGAGCUGUGUGGUGACAAGAGAACUGGAAAAUGAAGACACACCUGGAAAGAAGCCAGCCACAUUACUACUGAGAAUAUUGUGCAAAAAGAAUUGUCUGUCCAUCAGAUGAAACAUUUUGACUUAAUUUUUUAUUUGGAGCUUUUUGUUCAUAAAUGUUUUACUUUUCCAUGUUGUUUUCCAUUUUUCAAUGCACUGGUAGACAAAUGCAGAAAAAAAUGAGAUGACUAAGCAGUAUUAGUCUAUUUAUCAAAGCUGUAUAUACUUAAUGUAUAGAUUUCUUUUUGGAUUAUUUUGUAUUUGUUCAGUUGGUUUUAAGUUGUGAUGAUAAAUUGGUAUCAGUAAUUUUUCAUCCUUUACCAUUCAUACUUGUAAUCUAGCACUGACAAACCAGGUCAAAUAAAUCAAAUUCUGUGUAACCAA